This is a messenger RNA of Adelges cooleyi (spruce gall adelgid), 1070 nucleotides long. RefSeq names its product DNA-directed RNA polymerase III subunit RPC7-like. NCBI's taxonomy places the organism in Eukaryota, Metazoa, Arthropoda, Insecta, Hemiptera, Adelgidae. The transcript is spliced from 2 exons. The record is from RefSeq and is a predicted model, not a curated record. Gene Ontology annotation, cellular component: RNA polymerase III complex. The coding region runs from base 140 to 913 and encodes 257 amino acids. Gene Ontology annotation, biological process: transcription by RNA polymerase III.
GAUGAAUUAGAAGCUGGUGAGACAGAUGCUACUUGUCCUAGCUGUUCAUUGGUUGUUAAAGUAAUUUAUGACCCAGAAAGUUUACCACACAAACAAAAACUAGCAGUUACAACAAAAAGUCUUGAAAAGUGUUGAUCCUAUGGCUGGCGCGUCGAGAGGACGGGGACGAGGAGGUGGUAGUGGUGGAGGGUUUGGGCGGCCACACGUAUCCAUCGGAACUGAAAGAACUGAACCAGACGACCCACUCGAUUUCAAAGCACCUGAACUCUUUCCGCCACUGCGAGCCAAUGUUACCGAAAUUGAAGAAGACAGUGAAGACGAAGAUUUAAUCUCAUUCGAACAACAAUUAGCCAAGCAUUUUCAUAGUGCUCCGUCGUUUAUAUCUAAAGAUGAGUUUACUAGUCCUUGGUCGUACCUCAAGAGUGUAGAAAACCAUAGUUAUUUUCCUCCGUCCUUGCUACCAAAAAAGAAGAAAAUUUCAUCCAAUGAAAAACCAUUGACAGACAAGCAGUGGAUGGAUAAAUUGAAAGCCGAAGUAGCCAACCAUGAUUAUUUGUCGUUAAAACAAAUCGUGUCUGCCAAGAAAACCAAAAUCAACGAUUUCCUCAACCCAGCCAGUAAAAAGAAGGUAAAAACUGAAAACGGCCCUUCCACUUCACAAUUGUUCAACGAAAGUGUUGUUAAAGAACUCGAGGAAGAGGAAGACAUUGAUGUCGAAGAUAGCGAAGAACCAAAAAAGAAAGAGGAAGAUGAAAAAGAAGGAGAAGUAAAAGAGAUUGAUGAUGAGUUGGAAAGUGAUGUCGACGAUGAGUUGGAUGAUGGAACCGACUACAAUAAAAAUUAUUUUGAUAACGGGGAAGGAUAUUUAGAUGAUGAGGAUGAUGGUUUAGAUGAUAAUGACGCCAUCUACUAAUACGAUUCAACUAUUAUUUUUGUGUAAUGAGCUUUAUUAUUUUUUAUGUAUCAUAUUAUAUGUUUUUCAUUUGUUACCUAGGUUAAUAAAAAAAACCAUUGUAUUAUUAAUUAAUACAUCUCUCAUUGAAUGUAGUUACUAAUUACUGAUAAAUUUA